AUGGAUCAACCCGUUCUUGAAUACCUUGGUUUAGAACCUUUAGUUUGUUUUAUAAGAUCCUAUGGCAGACAAAUUCGACACGUUCGUACCACUAGAUCCUCAUAUAGUGAACAACUCAAUCAGAUGAGAAUUGAAGAGCUUGAACGAUCAAAUAAAGUAUUGUCAGAAAAAGAAAAUUAUCUUCAGGAAAAUAUUAAUAAACGAUCCGGAUUGAACAGUGGCUCUCCUACCGAUGUAUCAAAUUCAAAGUUUCAACAACUUGAGACCCAAUUGGAAUAUUUGCAUGAUCACGUCAUUGGAUUAGAGCAGGAUAUAGCGAAACUUGAACAAGAUAAAGCAAGCCUUGCUGAACAUGCAGAAGAAGAAAGACAAGAAAUUUUAGAAGAACUCCAAAAUACACACGAAAAGAAUGGUAUAUUCUUCAUAAAAUUGCAGAAACUAGAAGACUUCAUCAAUGAAUUAAGAAACGAUACUAUGCACCAUGAAGAGAGCUCAGAUACUAUGAAAACAUUUAACCGAACGCUUAACAAUAUAGAGAUUCCGCCACACCCAAGGAAG
This is a messenger RNA of Funneliformis geosporum, 558 nucleotides long. The record is from the annotation of a GenBank genome assembly. Lineage: Eukaryota; Fungi; Glomeromycota; Glomeromycetes; Glomerales; Glomeraceae.